AGAGAGCGUCCUCUUUCUAUCAUCACAGAAACCAACCCAUUUCUCUCUAUAUAUAUUCUACAUUACUCUCUCUCUUUUCUCUAGCCUUGUUGCGCCAUUACAAUUACCAAAAUAAUUUGGGUCACUCUUUUUAAAGACAAUGACAGAGACAAACCAUUCAUCAUCAGAAGUUGAGAGCUGCAGCAGCAAUAACUCCAACUCCUCCGCAUCUUCUUCUUCACAAACUCGCCAGAACUUGUCCAGGAAGACCAAUCCCGCUCAAUCCCCUGAAGAUAGCAGAGCUAAAAAACCAAGAGAUUCAAGCAGCAAGCAUCCAGUCUACAGGGGAGUCAGAAUGAGGAGCUGGGGCAAAUGGGUGUCCGAAAUCCGUGAACCCCGCAAGAAAUCUCGCAUUUGGCUUGGUACUUUCCCUAACCCAGAAAUGGCAGCGCGUGCGCAGGAUGUAGCUGCUUUGAGCAUCAAAGGUGACUCGGCUAUUCUCAACUUCCCUGAGCUUGCCGAGUUGCUUCCCAGACCAGUUUCAUUACUGCCCCGCGACAUUCAAGCUGCUGCAGCUAAAGCUGCUGCAAUGGUCAAUUUCGAUACUCCAUCAUCAUCAUCUUCUUCAUCGUCCGAAUCGUCAUCUUUGUCAGAGUCCAAUGCGUCGGAAGAACCUGCGGAACUGAGUGAAAUUGUUCAGUUACCAAAUAUAGAAGGGAAUUUCGACUCGCUAUUUGACUCACGGAACGAGUUUAUACUGCUUGACUCAGUUGAUGGGUGGGCGUAUCCGCCACAAGAUUUCUAUGGAGGAUUCUGUGAUCAGACAUGGGCAACAGAGAAUUUAGUCCCAGGCAGCUUUGGAACUUCCAUGUGGGAAUAAUUUGCAAAAGUCGAUGGAGCUCCCUUCUUUUACUAGUUUCUCUGUUCAGGAUUACUGUAAUCCUGGGGGAUUUCGAAGUUUGUUUGCCUAUUUUUGCUAACAAGGUCACUUUUUCAUAUUUUUGUAAUAUAAUUCACACGCAAGUCAUAGUUAGGUUUUCCCUAUAAAUAUGUAUACAACUUGAUCAACCUUUGCUCAUGAGAUCUCUAUUUCCAAGUUUAUGAAUGACAAUUUAUGGUUGUUUAG
This is a messenger RNA of Theobroma umbraticum, 1105 nucleotides long. Its product is annotated as Integrase-type DNA-binding superfamily protein. Gene Ontology annotation, molecular function: DNA binding; DNA-binding transcription factor activity. Lineage: Eukaryota; Viridiplantae; Streptophyta; Magnoliopsida; Malvales; Malvaceae. The record is from RefSeq and is a predicted model, not a curated record. Gene Ontology annotation, biological process: regulation of DNA-templated transcription.